GCAGAAACGCAGCUGAAUGGAGCUUAAAGGGCCACAGAUGAAAGAACUCGAACACGUUUCUGAAGGUUUAAGAUGUGUCUGACAGUGACCUCCUUACCUUACUAAUAAAGAAGAGUUUUUCAGCAGACUCCAACUUCUUAAUGUACUAACUGGAAUGGUGUUCUGACAACAAUUCUCCAUAGUAAAGUACAUACCCUCUACAGAACAGUAUUAUUUUCUCUACUGAUAAUGCAACCCAAUGGAGCAAAGUAAUGUUUUGAUAAGCAUGCCUGAAGAUCGUUCCUUUCAUGUUCGAUACAGGAUGGAGGCUUCCUGCCUGGAGCUGGCUUUGGAAGGUGAGCGCCUGUGUAAAGCAGGAGACUGCCGAGCCGGUGUGUCUUUCUUUGAAGCAGCAGUUCAGGUUGGAACUGAAGAUUUAAAAACACUCAGUGCUAUUUACAGCCAGUUAGGCAAUGCCUAUUUCUACUUGCAUGAAUAUGCAAAGGCUUUGGAAUACCAUCACCAUGAUUUAACUCUUGCAAGAACAAUUGGAGAUCUACUGGGUGAAGCUAAAGCUAGUGGGAAUCUGGGCAACACCUUAAAGGUACUUGGGAAUUUUGAAGAAGCUAUCGUUUGUUGUCAGAGACAUCUGGAUAUUUCCAGAGAGCUUAAUGAUAAGGUUGGAGAAGCGAGAGCACUGUAUAAUCUGGGAAAUGUAUAUCACUCUAAAGGGAAGAAUGUAGCCAGUGCUGGGACUCAUGAUCCAGGGGAACUUCCAGAUGAUGUGAAGAAUGCUUUACAAAAAGCUGCAAAUUAUUAUGAGGAAAACCUGUCAAUAGUAACAGAGCUGGGUGAUAGAGCAGCACAAGGACGUGCCUUUGGAAACCUGGGAAACACACACUAUCUUCUGGGCAACUUCAGGAGUGCGGUUUUAGCCCACGAACAGCGUCUCCUAAUAGCAAAAGAGUUUGGUGAUAGAUCAGCAGAAAGAAGAGCAUACAGCAAUCUUGGAAACGCCUACAUCUUCCUGGGUGAAUUUGAAACCGCUUCGGAAUACUACAAGAGGACGCUCCAGCUGGCUCGACAGCUUCAAGACAGAGCUGUGGAAGCACAGGCCUGCUACAGCCUUGGGAACACGUACACUUUGCUUCAGGACUAUGAAAAAGCAAUUGAUUAUCAUUUGAAACACCUUGUGAUUGCUCAGGAGUUAAAUGACAAAAUUGGUGAGGGAAGAGCAUGUUGGAGUUUAGGGAAUGCUUACACUGCGCUGGGAAAUCAUGACCAAGCUAUGCAUUUUGCAGAAAGGCACUUGGAGAUCUCACGAGAGGUAGGAGAUAAAAGUGGAGAACUCACUGCUAGACUUAAUCUCUCAGAUCUUCAAAUGGUUCUUGGAUUAAGCUACAGCACAAACAACUCCAUGAUGGCAGAAAGCCACGCGGUAGAUACCAGUUUGAACGGUACCAGACCAAGAGUAGGACGCCGUCACAGUAUGGAGAACAUGGAACUUAUGAAAUUAACUCCAGAAAAGGUUCAGAACUGGAACAGUGAGAUUCUUGCUAAACAGAAACCACUGCUUGCCAAACCUUCAGCAAAACUGCAUUUUGUAAAUCGACUAAAAGGCAAAAAGUACAAAACCGGCACCACUUCCAAAGUUUUGCAGGAUGCCAGUAAUUCUAUUGAUCAUCGACUUCCAAACUCACAGAGGAAAAACAGUCGAGAGGCAAUGGCAGAUGAAGGGUUCUUUGAUCUGCUGAGUCGAUUCCAGAGCAACAGGAUGGAUGAUCAGAGAUGCUACUUCCAGGAGAAGAACAGAUUCCCGGCUCCUUCAGUGGCAACAUCCUCUACUCCACCUAAAACAAUGAGAAAAUCCCUUUCUACAUCUAUAGUCUCACCCCACACAGAUGAGUUUCUAGACCUACUCGCUAGCUCACAGAGCCGCCGGCUUGAUGACCAGCGUGCCAGCUUUAGCAACCUACCUGGACUUCGUCUUAAUCAGCACAACAGUCACUCAGUCUUGGGUCACCUCAUGGCGAGUAACAACAGGGACCUAGAUGAUGACUUCUUUGAUAUAUUGGUAAAAUGUCAGGGUUCCAGAUUGGAUGAUCAAAGAUGUGCUCCUCCCUCAUCUGCAAAAGGACCAACUGUACCAGAUGAGGAUUUCUUCAGCCUGAUUUUACGGUCACAAGCUAAGAGAAUGGAUGAACAAAGAGUCCAUUUACCCUCAGCUAUAAAGGGCCCAAGUUCUAGCUGAAGAAACAAACAGGCACGUACUGUACAGUAGCAUCUUAGGUAUCAUUUUGUUUGCUGGAAAAACAUAAUGCCUUCUUACAGAAGACUACAGUUAGUAGUUUUGCCCCCUUUCUAAUAAUUUUUUGUAUGAAUAGCAGCAGCAUCACAUUUGUGACUAGUAGUUAUUGCUGCUGCUGCUUGCUGCAGUGUCCGAGACACUGAUUACUGUGUAUCCUUCUUAAAUGCCUCGCGUCUGUGAAC
Messenger RNA from Nestor notabilis (Kea), 2469 nucleotides. RefSeq names its product G-protein signaling modulator 2 (gene GPSM2). The transcript has 14 exons. The record is from RefSeq and is a predicted model, not a curated record. Gene Ontology annotation, molecular function: GTPase regulator activity; protein binding. NCBI's taxonomy places the organism in Eukaryota, Metazoa, Chordata, Aves, Psittaciformes, Psittacidae. The coding region runs from base 239 to 2230 and encodes 663 amino acids.